Messenger RNA from Plectropomus leopardus (leopard coralgrouper), 6605 nucleotides. It is a transcript of the gene kif5aa, whose product is annotated as kinesin family member 5A, a. Gene Ontology annotation, biological process: microtubule-based movement. The record is from RefSeq and is a predicted model, not a curated record. Gene Ontology annotation, molecular function: microtubule binding; microtubule motor activity; ATP binding. Lineage: Eukaryota; Metazoa; Chordata; Actinopteri; Perciformes; Serranidae.
AGGGAUGCUGAUGCUGUGGUGGGUACCACUUUAAAGACACGGAUGCAGACCACGCCCUUCCUUUGCUGGCAGAUAGAGGGCGCUGUGGCGACCAGAGCAGGCCGAUCAGCAGCAGCUUUACCUCACUGCCCUUCCAGCAGCAUCUCACCUUCAACCGGCCUGACGCACAUCCACCGCCGCACCCGAAAAGACAAAACACACAGGAGAGAAAGACAGCGUCAAAUAAACCAAGAAGGGAAACAGAGCAACAGCGUAGUCGGCUAUUUUAAUGAUGUAGGGGAUCGUUUUGCGAUUUGACAUCUAAUUUAGCCUGACGCCUCACUGCGACAAGGAAACAACCGUCCAGCUGCGCAUAAAUAAACUGCAUCCUCUCCCAGCUAACGGAUAACACCGUGUCCACUGUCCUCAGAGUCCUCUCGACGAAGAAAGAAGGACGCACUGCGCAUCGUUUAUUUUGACGGUCAGAUCAGGCCCCGACCAGGUCCCCUCCAGCCUCAGCAGCAUCCCUCCUCUCAGCAGAAAGCAGCAUCCUUCCUCCUCCUCCAAUCUGCGCAAUGGCCGAUGUCCCAGCGGAGUGCAACAUAAAAGUGCUGUGUCGCUUUCGACCUCUCAACCAGGCGGAGAUUUUACGCGGGGACCAGUUUAUCCCCAAAUUCCAGUCGGAUGACACUGUCCUCGUUGGGGGGAAGUCCUACGUGUUUGACCGAGUGUUUCCGACCAACACCACCCAAGAGCAGGUGUACAACACCUGCGCCAAGCAGAUUGUCAAAGAUGUUCUGUGUGGAUACAAUGGCACUAUCUUUGCAUAUGGACAAACCUCCUCUGGGAAGACUCACACCAUGGAGGGAAAGCUGCAUGACCCUCACCAGAUGGGUAUCAUUCCUCGCAUCGCUGAGGACAUUUUCAACCACAUCUUUGCCAUGGAUGAAAACCUGGAAUUCCAUAUCAAGGUUUCAUACUUUGAAAUCUACAUGGACAAAAUCCGUGACCUUCUGGAUGUGACAAAGACCAACCUGUCUGUCCAUGAGGAUAAGAACAGGGUGCCGUAUGUCAAGGGGUGCACUGAGCGUUUUGUCUAGCCUGAUGAGGUGAUGGAUGUGAUCGAUGAGGGAAAAUCUAACCGUCAUGUUGCUGUGACCAACAUGAACGAGCACAGCUCUCGCAGCCACAGCAUCUUCCUGAUCAACAUCAAGCAGGAGCAUGUGGAGACUGAGCAGAAACUGUGUGGAAAACUGUACCUGGUGGAUCUGGCUGGCAGUGAGAAGGUCAGUAAGACCGGAGCUGCAGGAGCCGUCCUGGAUGAGGCUAAAAACAUCAACAAGUCUCUCUCUGCUCUUGGAAAUGUCAUCUCUGCACUGGCCGAGGGCACGAAAUCUCACGUGCCCUACCGUGACAGCAAAAUGACCCGCAUCCUGCAGGACUCCCUGGGUGGAAACUGCCGCACCACCAUGUUCAUCUGCUGCUCUCCCUCCAGCUACAACGAUGCCGAGACCAAGUCGACGCUGAUGUUUGGACAACGUGCCAAGACCAUCAGGAACACUGCCUCCAUCAACCUGGAGCUGACGGCGGAGCAGUGGAAGAGGAAGUACGAGAAGGAGAAGGAGAAGAACAAGACUCUGAAGGAAACCGUCCAGAAGCUGGAGCUUGAGCUCAACCGCUGGAGAAAUGGAGAGGACGUCCCUGAGACCGAGCAGACCACAGCGGACAUAGUGACCCGCUAUGAGACUGUGGAAGAGCGUCCCAUUUUGGACAAUGACACCUCCUCCAUUGUGGUUCGCAUUUCUGAGGAGGAGCGGCAGAAGUACGAGGAGGAGAUCCGCAAACUCUACAAGCAGCUGGAUGACAAGGAUGAUGAGAUCAACCUGCAGUGCCAGUUGGUGGAGAAACUGAAGCAGCAGAUGCUGGACCAGGAUGAGCUUUUGGCCUCAUCAAAAGGUGAUGGGGACAAGGUCCAGGCUGAACUCGGCAGGCUUCAGGUGGAGAGUGACUGUGCCAAGGCUGAGGUGAAGGAGGUGCUGCAAGCUCUGGAGGAGCUGGCCAUCAACUACGACCAGAAGAGCCAGGAGGUGGAGGAAAAAGGCCUGCAGAACCAGCUGCUGGCUGACCAGCUGUCCCAGAAAAUGGCCAGUCUCAUGGAGCUGGAGGCAGAACUGUCUCGUAUGCAGGAAGUGAGCGGGCAGCAGAGGAAACGCAUUGCUGACGUCCUCAAUGGUCUGAUGAGGGACCUCAGCGAGUUCAGCACCAUUGUGGGCAACGGGGAGAUCAAGCUGCCAGUGGAGAUUAGCGGUGCAAUCGAGGAGGAGUUCACUGUGGCUCGCCUCUAUAUCAGUAAGAUCAAGUCGGAGGUAAAGAGCAUGGUGAAGCGCUGCCGCCAGCUGGAGAACAUGCAGCUGGAGUGCCACCGCAAGAUGGAGGAGACCGGGAAGGAGCUCUCCUCCUGCCAGCUCCUCAUCUCUCAGCAUGAAGCUAAGAUCCGCUCUCUGACUGAGUACAUGCAGAGCGUGGAGCAGAAGAAGAGGCUGCUGGAGGAGAGCCACGACUCCCUGAGCGAGGAGCUGGCCAAGCUGCAAGACCAGGAUAACUCCCUGCUGGAGGAGAAGGAUGGAGAGAAGGGUGAGACUGAGGAUGGAAAUGUGAAGAAGGUUCCUCGUCAGCAGGGGGAGUCUCACCGCGGCCUCCAUCACAAGCAGCUGGCUCGCCUGCGGGAUGAGAUCAAUGAGAAGCAGAGGAUCAUUGAUGAGCUCACUGAUCGUAACUCCAAGCUGGAGCUGGAGCUGGCUCAGGUCCGCGCUGACUUUGAACGCCUGAAGAGUCAGGACAGCACCAAGAGCGAGCGCCUGGAGGAGCUGUCAUUCCUGCACGAGCGCCACGAGCAGACUAAACAGGACUUGAAGGGUCUGGAGGAGACCGUCGCCCGCGAACUCCAGACCCUCCACAACCUGCGCAAGCUGUUCGUUCAAGACCUCACGUCGCGGGUUAAAAAAAGUUCCGAAAUGGAACCUGAUGAUAGCGGGGGGUCUUGCACCCAGAAGCAGAAGAUUUCCUUUCUUGAGAAUAACCUGGACCAACUUACAAAGGUUCACAAACAGCUGGUACGUGACAAUGCAGAUCUGCGUUGUGAGCUUCCAAAGUUGGAGAAACGGCUUCGGUCUACUGCUGAGAGAGUUAAGGCCCUGGAGACUGCACUGAGGGAUGCCAAGGAGGGCGCAAUGAUGGACCGCCGCCGCUACCAGCAGGAGGUGGACCGCAUCAAAGAUGCCAUGAGGGCAAAGAACGCCCUGAGGCGCCCCCAUGCAGCACAGAUUGCCAAGCCAGUGAGACCGAAGCAGCUGACCGUCUGCUCUCCCACCAACCCGUUCUACACUUACAUCCGUGCCACUGAACACGCCAACACCUACAGCAACGCCCUCUUCCAGGGUAACGUGACACAGCCGAAAGCCGCCAGCGUCAACUGCAACCCCAACUCUGUCCAGAGCAACACAGUUUCCACAGCGUUGGGCUACAGAGCAGGCAGAUAUAAUGGAGACAUACUGGAGUCCUUCCCACUCAACAUUGACAAUGGUAACAGCAUCAGCGAAACGAGAGACAUCAAUGACAACAGCGAGGUGGAUGAUUCAAACAGGCACUACAUCAUUCAGCAAGAGACCGCUGCAAGUUAAUACCAUGAUGAUGACCAAACACUGUACCCGUCCAGAAACCCUCCCCUCCCAUCUGCAUGCAGCCUGUCUCCCCGUCCCUCCACUGCAUCACUGAUGAAGAUGAUGAUCUGUAGCCCUGUAGUCUUCAAAUAGAUGAAGCCCCUCCUGCUCCUAAGGUGACCACUCUCACCCUCAGGUUUGGGGUCCAGCCUCUUUUAAUUCAGUCAGCUCAGGAAGUAAAUUAAAUCACAAUUCGUUUUUUAUUUAAUACAGAACUUCGGCUUUAGCAGUUUAUCGAUCACUCGGCCAAUCAAUUUGUCGCCAGAUAUCACUGAUGCUGAAACCUCCUGAGGUGGCUGAACUGAAACGGGGCUGCCUCCGUCCCUGACGACUUAGUACACACAUGUUGUAAAUAAUAGUGCUGUAUACUCCAGUAGAGGUUUUUGACCAGCAACUGUUUGUGUGAACACACAGCCUCCACCGUCCCCAGCACACAUCUUCUAAAGGGCAUCAUGUGGAUGACAUACUGUAGGCAGACAUGACCUUUUUCUCUGUCGUAAAUAAGAGUAUAGUGUGUAACGCCAGCUUGUAACAGAAGACCCACACUCUGCAUGCAUGUCGCUUAGCGGGUUAGCUUUCAAAUCUUUGCAUGUGUCCUGAUUCCAGUCAGGAGUUGGUAUGCUGCGAGGGAAGCGUCUGAUCGACUUCGACAGAUGUCACAAAGAGAGAGAGAGCUGGUUUCCUGAAAUCCUGAUCAUGGUGUCAGUGAUUUAGAUUUUCUAUUUUAGAGUAAAACUGGGCUGUUGUGGCUUAAACACACCACAAAUCUUGGUCUAGUUUUAAUUCAACAGAAGUGAACAUAAGUUGCAACAUGCGUCAGGGAAACCCAGUCGUGACUCGCCGUCUGUGUUGAGGAAACCUUUUGUAAUCGCUUUGAUACCGUGAUGUCGCAGACGCCAUUGUACAUUUCAGGUGAUGCCGCUCACAUCCAUUAAAUGUGGCUCCCUUUCCCGCAUUGCACCCGCACUUUGUGAGUCUUCAUAACGAGCCUUAACAAGAGCUGACUCCUCGUGAUUGAACUAACACGCUGUCAUGUGCAUACAUUUGUAAUUACUACCUCUACAGCUACUCAUUAUAUGAUUAUUACAGUAUAGCAACAUACUUUCAAACAAUGAAUAAGAGCUGAUCUUAGAGUUUCUAGAGAAAGUUGCAACUUUAGUACACUAAUAGCUGUCAGUAGAUUUAAAUGCUCUUACAGGAGCAGUAGUGAAGUUCUGCUGAAGUUCAUUCAGACGCAGAUUCCUCCUUCAUCUUAAAACAGGAUCAGAGCUAAUUUGCAAAGAUGUUUUACUGCAGCAGAAGACCAGAAAGUUUGGGUUCACCACAUCAGGGCAGGUCAGCCAGUGUUACAGUGUACUACAUUAUAUUAAAAUACUUUCCUAAACUUUGUGGUGCUUGACAGAUUUUCCUGUUUGGUACCUAAAAAGUCACAAAUUAUUGGUCUCAUCAUGUAAAGUACCACUAUUUACUUACAUCAGAUCAGGAGUGAACUAACAUCCUAAACCCGUUUAAGGUUAUUUGGAAGUUAUUCAGUGAUUCAGUGCUUUUUUAACAGAGCCAUUUGAAGUCUGAUGAUUAGGGAGUUUCUGCAAAUGAGUCCCCAGCUGAGCAGCCACCAGUCUGGGAUGGACACACUCUUUCGACAGAAGCUCUUGUUAUUGUUAUUGUUAUUGUCAUAAAGGUGUGCUGCUGUUCUUCUGUUAGAAAUCCUGACCAGCCAAUCAGGAUAGAAGAAAGCAGCGUGUCUCUGGUGGGCGACAAAGAUGCGGAUGUGUUUGAACUAAGCUGAGUCACUGAAUUAAAGUCGCUUGUAAACAUGCGUAACAACCAAACAACUUUCCUUUUAUAUUAAAAAAUAUCUCUCUAUGUAAAGUUCAGUGUAUUUCAUGGCAUGACUGCACAUGUUCUGUGUGUAAAUUAGCCCAAACAGUACCCAGGUAUGUAAGGUGGAGGUCGUCUGAUCCUUAACAGCCUCAUUCAUGACAUCACCGCUCUGUCUCGUGCUCUAACUGGCAUUAACAACAUCUCAGGGCUUCACAUUCACAACCACAGCCACCGUCUUCCUCAUAGACUUAAAACCAUACGAGUGCAGACAAACAAUCAGUUCAGUGUGUUCUUCGAGGCUCAGCAGAGGAACAGGAUGAUAAAUCUACAGAAAAAACAUCAUUUUAUACAUUGUGUAUUAUAUCUCCAUUCUAGCACAUGACACCCAAAACUGAAAAAAAAAUCCCUCUGGUCAGACCCUACUGUACGUGUCCAAGCAAACCCUCUACUUGACAUCUUGUUUUGAGUAUAAUAAAUGAAUCUGAAGGAGGGGGGAAUGUGUACUAUAUUGUCACCUGCUGUUCCACUGUCUGAUUUCAACAUAUCUAAAAUACAUGUGCUAUAUAUUGUUAAUCUUGUAAGUAAAAUAGCGUGCCAUGUUGAAAUAGUAACAUGCAAAAGAGAGGUACACGCUAACUUUGUUCAGAGAAAUGUUUGUUUUAUUUAUUUCUGUAUGCCUAUACUGUAGCGUCGACAUGAUUAUGUGAAGAAUCACAGUUCUGUAUAUAUAGACUCAUCACUAUGCUGUAAUGUAUGUGAACCAUUGUGUUGUAGUAAAAAGUUCAAUAAACUUGUAGAAAGGAGUUUGCUGUAGGAACUAGUUUGGGUUGAAAGGACAUCGGCCAACAGGGGCAACCGUGCUGCAAAAAGAAAAAACACAAGCAAAUUAAGAAAACAUCCUAAUAAAGAUUAAGACACAUGCAGUAUUUGGAGAACGCGCGGCAAAUCCCACAACACAACUGGAGUAUUUCCACUUACGUCAGUGGCUUUUUUAUAUAGUCUAUGGUUACUGGAGUCUGCUCUCUGUCAUUGGUGUUGGAAAAUUAGCUAAAAUGUAAGUGUUUUUAAUGCAGUCAAGCCAGC